AUGUUUGCCCUAGGUUCUGGUCUGACGAAGGAAUUAACUGAGAAAGAACGCCGUGCUCUCUCUGGAGUAAGAGUUGCGUUACGCAACUUUACCGAUCCUCCUUUUAUCUUUUUGAUGGAUAAGGAAAGAAAGCUGCCUUUGACGUAUAAAGAACUUUUCCUUCGCUGUCUGAACUGUUGGCAGAUACUUUGUCUCGGUCUGUAUCGUCAGAAUCCAAGUGGAAGCCGUUAUGUUCUCACGAAUCCGGGACAUUUCAUGGAGGUCUACAGCUCGGACAUGGUAGGUGUUCUUAGGUUCUACCGCAUACCGUUUGUGUGA
Protopolystoma xenopodis is the source of this 318-nucleotide messenger RNA. Lineage: Eukaryota; Metazoa; Platyhelminthes; Monogenea; Polystomatidea; Polystomatidae. The record is from the annotation of a GenBank genome assembly.